Messenger RNA from Mizuhopecten yessoensis (Yesso scallop), 3411 nucleotides. Its product is annotated as leucine-rich repeat extensin-like protein 1. NCBI's taxonomy places the organism in Eukaryota, Metazoa, Mollusca, Bivalvia, Pectinida, Pectinidae. The transcript has 4 exons. The record is from RefSeq and is a predicted model, not a curated record. The coding region runs from base 118 to 1629 and encodes 503 amino acids.
CCGGCAAACCUGUUCUAACAUUUGUGACGUGAGGCGUGACGUCCCUACACUGGAGGAGGGUGUGAUAAGCUAAGCUGAUCGGGUGGACGUGAGGAUACGCUGGUCUUCCGGAAACACAUGACCACUAUGCCGGACAGGGGAGGGGCUACCCUCGCCCUUAUUCUCGUACUCGCUGCAGUUGGGGUGCAAGCCGACGUCGAGUGUGGGACUGUGACGUACCUGACCUAUACCUCCGCAAAUGUUCCAAUAUCGACAACCGCUCCCAGAGUCUGCUAUGGCGAGUAUAUCUGCUGCGGGGAUUCCCCCAACGAGUACUGCUGUAACAGUUUCUCGCCCGCCGGAAUUGCCGCCAUUUUAGUUGGCAUCCUCUGCCUGAUUGGAGCCAUUGUUGUCAUCGUUCUUCUCGUUUAUAUCACCUGCUGGCGACGACAAGUGAUUAAGGAGGAGGUCAUUGUUGAAGUGCCUGAACAGGAAAUGGAACCGAUGCCGCCAAGAAUGGAGCCACUACCGGCCAUUGAACCGAUGAUGGAACCACAGCAGACGAUGGAGGCGCCACAAAAACAAAUGUUGAUGCUACCACCGCCUAUGUUUAUGCCGCCACCAAUGCGACAGGAAGUAAUACUUCAGCCGCCUCCCCCUCCCCGGGCUAUUCAAAUUGUCCCAGUGAUAAGACCUCCUCCUCCCCCACUUCCUCCAAAGAUAGUGUUUAUGGAAGUGCCACAGCCUCCUCCACAGCCACGCCAGACUCUUUACGUGGAGGUACCGCCACUACCAAGACCAGAAACUCCACCACCUCCAAUUGUUAAGCUUUCCCUGCCUCCAAUUCCCAGACCAAAAACGCCACCAGCUCCAGUUAUACAUGUUGAUGCACCAAAGCUUCCUCGGAUUCCGACACCUCCAGCGCCAGUUGUAUAUGUCGAACCACCAGAAUUGCCAGAAAUCCCAAGGGCUCCUACCCCGAUUAUCCACGUCCAAGCGCCAAAGUUACCGAGAAUACCGACUCCCCCCGCCCCCGUAGUCAUGAUUGAUCCCCCAGCGCCACAACGGCCCAGAACUCCUCCCGCUCCUAUCGUUAUGAUGAAUCCCCAACCACCACCACCUUCACCACCCCCUCCCCAAAUCGUGUAUGUCGACCCCCCCGCACCCCCUCCACAACAAAGAGAAAUCGUCUAUGUAGAUCAUCCCCAGCCUCCGCCGGAGCCGCAGCUGGUGUACGUAGACCAGGAGCGACCUAGAUUACGGCGGAUCCAGGUGGAACCUGAGCCUGCUCGGAUGGUCGAAACUGUCCAGAUGCCCGAAAAUAUCUACGCACGUAGCCUUCGUCAAUCUGCAUUCAGAACGUAUGAGGAACCCGCUAGGGCCAGGAUCAUUGAAAUUGAUCAAAGCCCAACGGUACAGCGCCGUACACUAGUGAGGGAAGAUGACUAUGGUUACGGCUCAGCUCGUGCACGCCGUUCCCAGCGUGCAACUGUUGUUCGCGAUACCGAUUUUCGGCAAUCCCACCGAGCGACUGUGAAGGAGAAAGACGAGGGCGAAUAUGGGGGUGGUGAGGGCUUCGUGUACCGAGGUAUUGGGCGGAGUACAAGGCGCGUGGGCGAACCAGAAACAGAUGACUACUACUUUAAUUAAAGCACUAGCUACAGCGAGGAUUACCUGCAUGUUUACGUCACUCCGAAAUGCAAAGGUAUCACUUGAGGAAACCCCUAGCGGUGCAAACUGGUACUAAAUUGUAAUACAAGUAAUCCAGUCUACGUCAUAUAGGGUAAACGGAGUGUCAGACAAUAGACCAGACUGGGAGUGAUGUAAAAUAUUAUUGAGGGUAAUAUUUGAGCCUGUUACUAAGGCUCACGAAUAAUGGGAUUUACUGAGACCUGAUUUAAACAUUCUUAUUAAAAGACUUCCGGUAUGUGUUUGGUAUUAGCAAGGACGAAGGUAAAACAGAAGGGCUCGCAUCCUUGAUAAGAAAAGAUAAUAUGCACAAUGUCAGGGUUAUAGCUUCAGUUUAUGCCUACGAUGUCAUUAACGACACUCGACCAAGUUGUCCCUAGGGGUGCCAUGUUUUACAUAUCUUAUGCUAAAAUUUGAAGCAUCAGUCGGGUAAAAUGCACACUGUCAUAUUUGCACAUCUUAUGUGUGUCGUAGAAACUAGCUUUCGUAAUUGCACCGAAUCAGUGUUUCGAGCAUGCUCAUUCGUAUCUCACAUGCUGCUAUCCACAUUCCAUUUAAUGUGUUUAGAUACAGGAACUACUAUAUGUUAUGAUAACAAUGUUGUGAAGCACCAGAGGGCGUGGUUGACAAAACGUUCAUUAGUUUUUUCCCUGUAAUGCAUUGCAGUCCUCUUCAUACAUUUGCACACUUCACGGGCUAUUUCAAGACCUUUUAAUAAGUACAUUCACUACAUUAUAUUUAAUUUUGAAUCUCAGUAUAAUGAUUUUUUUUAUCAAAAUUCAUCAGUUCGUCAGUACUAUGAUGAUUUUUACCAAAAUAUAACGUCGAAUAUUUUUUUUCGGAAAUAUUUUAGUCAGGUGUAACGCGUAUAUCUAAUGUGUAUUUUUAGUUUUCCGCCAUUUCCUGUCCUCAAAUAAUCUGACUUGACCAGUACACAUUGUUUUGGUGCGAGAUCAUUUGCAAAUAAUAUUUGACAUAUUCAUACAUUUUCUGAAAGGAAACACACUUUUUGUUGUGUUACAUUCCACACAUGUCUCGCGAUGUACUUGCUGUUACCUCGAGAUCAAAUGGUAUAGUCCGUCGGUCGUUUACAGAUGUGAAUGGAAUGAGCGGGAGGGGAGAUGCUGAUGUUGUACCCGAUUUCUGAUCUUCAAUCGUUUUAGCCUUGUGUAAUCCACUGCCUCAAAUUAUUAACAUAACGUCGUCCAAUAUUUCUGUUUUUGAAUGAUUUCUUUCAAAAAUUUCUUUAAAAGAUAUUUUUUAACAUGAAUUUAUUUUAAGGCUAAUUUUCUUUAAUCAUUAAGGAGAUGAUCCGAAAUGUCUCUUUCUAUUUUCUUUUAAAUAUUUAGUAUUUUAUAUUGACUGCCGCAAUAUCUAUUAUGUUUUUGUCGAGACUUUCGCCUCAACUUAGGUGUAGUAACAUGUUUUCAUUAUCCAUUUUAUAGAAAUCAUUUUCGUGUCAACGAUAUUAAUGAAAUGUAUUCCGAAUUAUUCCAGUGCUAAAUAAAUCAGCUGACUUUUUGUGAUGACAGCCAACUCUUCGUGGAGAAUAUUUAACUCACCUACUACUCAAUUCCUUUCGAAUUCUCUAUGGAAUAUAAAGGAAAUGCAAUAGUGACGCCUUAAGGAAAGCUAGAACUACAGGCAAUACUUAAAUAUCGUCAUUAUGUUUCUACAUUACCGUGGUUUCGUUGACCUUUGACCUUCACAGGCGGGCCCUCAUAUAGUCUAACUGUAAAUCAA